Molecule: messenger RNA, 887 nt
Organism: Chenopodium quinoa (quinoa)
Lineage: Eukaryota; Viridiplantae; Streptophyta; Magnoliopsida; Caryophyllales; Amaranthaceae
Exons: 2
Coding region: 169-528 (119 amino acids)
Source: RefSeq, a predicted model, not a curated record
UGGUUUAGAGGUGGUCAGGGAUGAGUGGUAGGGAUGUGGAAGGGCGGCUAGGGGAGGCGGUGGGGUGGUUGGAUGAUUGGGGUCUUCAGGGCCGGAGAAAGAGGGAAAGAGAAGUGAAGAAGUGGUGGACCGGUGGUUGUGGGUAACACCCCGCUUCAUGUGGCAUUGAUGAAUGGAGGCAAAAGUAUUCAAGUUGCUGCUUACUUGACUGAGGUUGGUCCUGAAGUGGCUGCCUACACUAACAAUCUCAAACAAACUCCACUUCAUCUCGCCGUUAUGUAUGACGCUAAAGGUACUGAAAUGUCAGCGAUACAUAUGAUAAACUCGCUUAAUAACCAAGGGGCAGCAUUGUCUACCAAAAGUUUUAGUUUCGUACAAGAAAAGGAAGACAUCUCACUAUCCUUGGUAAAGUCGUUAUUACAGACAAAUAGUGAGGUAUGUUGUUUAUGUGAUGCAGAUGGGAUGACCCCUCUACUUAAAGCUGCAGUUCGCUCUAAUUUACUUGUUGUUAAUGCCAUAAUCAAUUGAGGUAUGUGAUCCAAAGGGCAAAAAUGUGUUACAUUACAUAAGAUUUCCGACUUUCUUAGAUGCAAGGAGAUUUUUGGAAAAGCCAGAAAUUCCUGUGUUGCUCGUCAAUAAGCAGGAUCAUGACGGGAACACACCAAUGCAUAUAGCUAUGAUGAACCAUGAUUUCAGAAUGGUGAAAGCUAUGGUUGAACAUAAUGCUAAUUUUUCCAUAGAAAAUAAGGAGGGUGUUUCUGCACAAACUCUUUUUGAUCACUUUGUCAUCAACAACAAUCUGGAUGUUUCAGCCGAAGCUCAAAUUGAGUCAAAACUGAACAAGUUCCGUGACCUAGUGGUAUGCAAAAAUUUAUAUUUCUUACAGU